Durusdinium trenchii is the source of this 4206-nucleotide messenger RNA. Lineage: Eukaryota; Dinophyceae; Suessiales; Symbiodiniaceae. The record is from the annotation of a GenBank genome assembly.
AUGACGCAGCUGGAGAAGCUCUACCUAGACGAGACUGAAAUUGUGGGUAGACUGUCAAGUUUCUCUAAACUCAUCCGUUUGGAGGAGCUCUUCCUUCGAAACACUGGAGUGCAGGGUGAGCUCUCUAGUCUUCGCAAGCUAAGGAAGCUGCAGAAACUCUACUUAGGCAACACCAAGGUUGCUGGCGAGCUCUCGGGACUUGAGAAAAUGACACAGCUGAAGUAUCUCGAACUCAGCAAUGCUAAAGUUGCUGGUGAUUUGUCAAGUCUCCAGGGGCUUUCCCAGUUGCAUGGGGUAUUUCUCAGCCACACCAAGGUUACUGGUGACUUGUCAGGUCUCCAGAACCUGACCCAGUUGAAGCAGUUCUUCCUCAGUGGCACCGACAUUGUCGGUGAUUUAUCGGGUUUGCAGGGUAUGCUCCAGCUGGAGAGGAUUGACCUUGACAACACUCAAAUUGGUGGUGACAUCUCAAGUCUCCAGCGCAUCCAAAUGCUGCAUUACUUGAUCCUCGACAACACCAAAGUGAGCGGCAACGUCUCAUGUCUCCACAGCUUGUCACGGCUAGAGCAUCUCGGCCUGGAGAACACCAAAGUUGGUGGAAACCUGCUGAGCCUCCACGCCUUCACCCGCUUGCGAGAGCUCAUGCUCAGCAACACCCCAAUUACGGGUGAAUUGUCCAAUCUCCAGACUUGUAGCCAGCUGCAGGUUCUCGACCUCAGUGGCAGCUAUGUGGCAGGUGACUUGUCAAGCUUGAGGAGCUUCCAGGCCCAACAUCUAGAGACGCUCGUCCUCAGCAACACCGAAGUUCAAGGUGACCUGUCAAGCCUCCAAACCAUGACCCAGCUGAAGGUACUCGACCUCGGCAACAGUAAAGUGGCUGGUGAUUUGCGCGGUCUUCGCACCAUCACGGAACUGACCGCUCUUGACCUCACCAGCACCAAAGUGGCCGGUGAUCUUUCACAUCUCAAGACGGCUGCACAGCUGCGGUUUCUCGACCUUGCAAAUACCAAGGUUGCAGGUAACUUAUCAAGCCUUCACCAACUGACUGAGCUGGAGAAGCUCUACCUGGACAGCACUGAAGUUGUUGGUGACCUGUCAAGUCUCCAAACUCUUUCAGAACUGCAAGAGCUUUUUCUCUCUAGUACUGAAGCUGCCGGCGACCUGUCCAAUCUCCAGAAGAUCAAGUACCUGGAGUACCUCGUCCUUGACAACACGAAAGUUUCCGGCGACCUCUCAGGUUUGCAGACUAUGGCCUUUUUGGAGAGUCUCGACCUAAGAGGCACCGCAAUUUCGGGUGACGUAUCAAGUUUGAAGACCUUGACGCAGCUGCAGCAUCUUUAUCUUGCAAACACUGAAGUAGUGGGUGACUUGUCGGUCAUCUUACACUGGCACCAUAUCAAGACUGUCGACCUGUCUCAUACCAGUGUGUCAGGACAGCUCACUGCCCAUUGGCGGGGGCAUGCGUUGGAGCUUAGAACCUUCAAGCUGUCGCACAGUCAAGCAAAAUUUGUUCCAACGAACGAAGACCUACUGGAACUUCGAGUGUAUUACACUUCAUCUGGGCCCGACUUCUUGUCCAAGGCAGUGUUGCCACAGCUGAACGUCUUGGAGUUGAGUGGAUGUCCGCUGCACAGUCAGAUUGGGGACCUCUUGCUUCCCCUCUCCGCUUGCCCGGUCUUGACCAGCAUCAAGGCUGCAAACUGCGGCCUAUUUGGGGUUCUCCCCAGCCUGAAGCUUGCAAGCGCGCAGGUGGAUGGAAUCACGUGGACAACAUGGGAGUCACCUUUGUUGCAGUCACUGUUGACAUGGGAUCUUUCUUCAAAUAAGCUGGAUCAUGUUGAAGCAAUUCCUGGCAAUGUUCAGGUAUUGAUGCUGGCAGGAAAUCCGGCUUUGAGCUUUGCAGAUGGUGUGCUACGUAAGGCUGUGACGGCUGGCGUGUUCCUGGACCUACAGAAUGUCACUCUUACAAACAGCACGGAGAUUGAAGAGCUCCUGGAAGAACGCGCGCUGACAAAAACUCCUGAGCUAUUUUCGGUGAACCUUGAAGGUGGUUAUUCCUGCUACUCGAUCAUGUCCAAGUCUUUGCACAUCACGCCGGAAAAGUUGCUACCGCAGGACCUGUGCCGUUGCUCGCCUGGAUUUGAAGGCACUGCAGUGAAUUGCAAGAAGUGUCCCGGGAACACUUUUAAGCGUAGCUACAGUGGCAUUUGCAAGACUUGCCCGGAGGGGAGUGAGCCAGAAGGAGGCAUUUCAUGCCGUUGCACCUUUGGUGACAUGGUCGAGAGGGCUGGCGUUUACUCGUGCCCCGAGUGCAGAGCAGGCCAGGCAUCGAAUGGAACUUCUGAUGAGAUCCACAGUGACCACAAGAGUGAAAACUGCAUACCGUGCCACAACUCGCACCUGGUUUGCGCCGAUCCAGGUAUGCUGCUUUGGCUUGCACCGCCGGAGGAAGGCUUUGCACGCCUCAAGGUGAAUGAUACCUUGGCCCUACCUUGCCUUCCACCGAAGAAGAGCAGGUGCAACAGCACUUCUGGCAAAGGUUCAGCACACCCAGAAUGUGCGAAAGGUUACAGAGGUAUUCUGUGCUCAGACUGUGCCGCUCACCACUACCUCAGCAACAAGAUUUGUGAGCCCUGUCGGAGCGGGGACAUGCUUCCAGACCAUUGGCAAGUUGCUGUGGCAAUUUCAGCGGCUCUUGCACUAGCAGCUCCAUUUGCAUUGGUGUUUUUGACCUUGGCGUUGGUUUGGGUGCGGCACAAACCACGGUGGCCCGCAAUUGGCCCUUGGAAAGAUCAGCUCCUCAUACAGGCCCCAAUUCUUUUGCAAACGUGUCAGCUCUGGGCUGUGCUGGCACUCUUGAUGAAAGGUGAGGGUCAGCAAGGUGACGCAAUUCUGCCAAAUUGGGACCUACCUUACAUCGAGGUGUUGCAGUUCUCCGUGGCCAGCCUCAAGGGCGCUUUGAAUUUGCAAUGCAAGUUUGAUGGUGCGAUGAUUCGAUUGGGGUUCGGACUGAUGGCCCCAGUGGCCCCAGUGCUAGUCGUGCUGUGCUGCCUGGGGAUGGAGGCGAUAGAUCAUGGCUUUGGCAUUGCCGCAGCAUUGAAGGCUCUUACACUCUUCUACGUGGGAGGUGCUUCCAGUACAUUCAAGCUCUUGAGCUGCCAGAGAGUGGAUGGAGAACGAGUCAGUCUUCCCAAUGAGUUUGCGUUCCGCAAGUGGUUGCCUCACUUGCGUUGCCAUGAUCCCUCCUUGUCACUCGUGGACACCAUGGGCUAUGUGAGUGCCUUCUGCUAUGGAGUCCUAGUUCCGUGUGCUUUGGCCUACUUGUAUGCGAGGCAACACUUGGCACUUUUACCAGGCAAGAUGAUGAUGGCUCCUUCGGUGAAGGAUGGCAAUGACGGGGCUUUGGAGAUCCGAUUGGCCGAGCUGAGCAGUUGUUCAUGGGAGAAAAUGCUGGUGAAGGACCAGGAAGGAACUCUCAAACGGCGUUUGGUUGCUGCAUCAGCUGCUCACAUUGCUGUGCUGAUCCGUGGCCGUGCACUUGUCCAACUCAAAGAUGGAGCUGCCAUUGUAAAACCCAGCGCAGGUGCAAGUGGACGAAGUACUGAAGCUCACACUUCAGGUGGAAGCAAUGAGCAGCUGCAAGUCGGAGACGUGUUGAAUUUCAUGGGCGCAGAGCUGGACACCAAGGGCACGAUCAAAUGCCGAGAGCUCGCAGAAGCUAUGAUGGACAGGUGUCUGUUGGAAGAAGCGGAAGCAUCAGAGCGCGCCUUAGCAGGUUCCAAGAACAUCUUGUUCAAGUAUGCACGCUGCCGAAGCAUCUAUAUGGAAAUUAUUCAAAAGUUGGUGGCUGUUGCAUUGGUCUCCGUCGUCGGUAGUGAGAAUGGUCUUGAAAUGUCGUUGACGAUCAUCUUGCUCAUGGCCGCUGCAAGUGCUAUGGUGCAACCCUUCUUGCUUCCGCAGGUCAAUGUUCUCCAGUGCGGCUGCUUCUUGUGCUUGGCCUUUGCCGCCUUGAGCUUCAGCUACCAAAAUGCUUGGCUAAGCCGUGUUGCCUUGGCAGCGCCCUUUCUCUUGAGUGCUGUGUUGGCCUUGAGACCCGACAGCACGGAGGGCCUCGCGGCGCGGAUCUGGCAGCAGCUGAAGGAGACAACAGACCUGGAAGAUGGCAAGCCAGUGGAGGUCAUCGCAGAGACUUAUGCCUUCCUCUGA